Molecule: messenger RNA, 3197 nt
Organism: Phacochoerus africanus (Common warthog)
Lineage: Eukaryota; Metazoa; Chordata; Mammalia; Artiodactyla; Suidae
Gene: CLDN12
Product: claudin 12
Exons: 3
Coding region: 239-973 (244 amino acids)
Cellular component (GO): plasma membrane
Source: RefSeq, a predicted model, not a curated record
CCCAGAAGCCCCCGGUGCAGCUCGCUGGGAACGCACUUCCUGGGACGCAGGGAGGGAGACGCGCUUGGAGGCUUCUCAGUGGGGGCGAGUAAUAUUCCUUGGAUGUGAGGAACAGGUCCAGAUCAUUUCUGCUGUGUUUUGAGAUGUGCAUCUGUUUCUUCUAAGUUGAUUAAAAUUGUUUUAGAACUGUUGAGUACCUCAAAGAUCCGACAGGCAGUACCUCACAGGCCUGGCUGCCAUGGGCUGUCGGGAUGUCCACGCAGCCACAGUCCUCUCCUUCCUGUGUGGAAUCGCCUCAGUAGCAGGCCUCUUUGCGGGGACCCUGCUGCCCAACUGGAGGAAAUUACGACUGAUCACGUUCAACAGAAAUGAGAAGAACCUGACUGUCUACACAGGCCUGUGGGUAAAGUGUGCCCGCUAUGACGGGGGCAACGACUGCCUGAUGUACGACACUACCUGGUACUCGUCAGUUGACCAGCUGGACCUGAGGGUCCUGCAGUUUGCCUUGCCCCUCAGCAUCCUGAUCGCCAUGGGUGCCCUGCUGCUCUGCCUGAUCGGAAUGUGUAACACGGCCUUCAGGUCCUCGGUGCCCAACAUCAAACUGGCCAAGUGUCUGGUCAAUAGUGCAGGCUGCCACCUGGUGGCCGGGCUGCUGUUUUUCCUGGCAGGUACUGUGAGCCUCUCCCCAUCCAUCUGGGUCAUCUUUUAUAACAUCCAUCUGAACAAGAAGUUUGAGCCAGUCUUUGCAUUUGACUAUGCAGUGUAUGUUACCAUCGCUAGUGCCGGGGGGCUGUUUAUGACGUCCGUUCUGCUCUUUAUCUGGUACUGUGCAUGCAAGUCCUUGCCUUCUCCUUUCUGGCAGCCGCUGUACUCGCAUCCUCCCAGCAUGCAUACGUAUUCACAGCCCUACUCAGCACGCUCCCGCCUCUCUGCCAUCGAAAUUGACAUUCCAGUAGUUUCACACACGACCUAACAGGGAAAUAGUUGUAAAAACAAAAACAAAAACAAAAAAAAACAAAAAAUACCUUGUAGCCUCACAUUUAUUUCCCUCGUGCAAAGAGUUGUGUUUGGACCUCUAUACGUUUUCCUUUGUUUCUGACCAGUCAAUGAAGCCAAAUUUCUAUGUCUUAGUAGGAUGAAGUGCUGCUAGUUUUUAUGAAAAGUACAUUAUUUUAAAUGUGAAUCAUUCCUUUUAUCUUGCUUCUUAUGCUAGAAGGAUUUUUGACCUCCUUGUGAUAUCUGAUCAGUUAUUUAUAUGAAAAGGACCUGUGUCUCAUUGAGGUGAUUUAGAGCAACAUAGUAAAGUGGAAAAUGAUUGCUAGGAGAAGCUGUUGUAUAUGAUCUUUAUGAAUAAUUCAGAAUGUGUAUUGUCCUUCUUCUCUAAUACUUGAAAUUGGGAAAAGAGGGCAAUUUCAAAUUUAAGAAAUUUUUUUCAGGUAAGGGUAAUAUUUUAACAGUAGCCAGUCUACCAGCUAAAACUUUUCUUACAUUUUCUCGGGGCUAAUUAUAUUGAAUAGAGUUCGGUAUUUUGAAGAUGACUUUCUUUUGUGAGUUCCUUAUCUUCUACCUCAUGCCUGUGUUUAAAAAUAAAAUGUAUUUUAAGUGAUGUCAGAGAGAAUAAGCCUAACAGUUAAAAUAUAUAAUAGUAUGGAUAAAAUUUAACAUAAUUUUUAGAAGUUAAUGGUUCUAUAAGUUGUGUUAUUAGAAUUAAAACAUGGCAUGUGCUGUAUUGGUGCUUCCUCUGAGGCAGAGAAACUUUUUUUCCAGAUACCAUCCACCAAGUGGUACUCAUGCCCGUUUAUAAUCUCCUAGUGGCUAAGAGAGAGAAAUGAAGAGGCCCAUGUGGUUUGUUCUCCUUUAGACAGCCAUAGGGGGACAAGCAUCUGUUCUUCAGUGACAACAUCAGAGAUUGAUUCUGGUGACUGCCUUUUGGGUGAGGGUGAUGGGUAAAGUAAAGCAUGGCUUCCCCAUGACCACAUUCAUCCUUGAUUCAGUCCCUGCCCCAAUCACUGAUUACUUCCUUGAGCAUAUAUCUUUGUGCAGCACUUUAAUAGGUGCUAUAGAGGAUACAUGCAAAGUAUCUGGUCCCAUCUACUAAGAAAUUUUAAUGCAAGAGAGAAGAGUAAACUGUUAUCUGACAGGGAACCGUUGACUUCAGUGGAAGCUGGUCUUCACUUCUCAGUCAUUGAUCCAAGAAUAUAUUUCACCCAGAGACAUGGCUCUCUGGCAGACAGCUUACUGUACAAUACUAGCAAUAUUCUGGAACUUAGAGAUUCAAUUUGUUGGAUCCUUUAGAGCACCUACCUUAGGCUAGACACUGUAAUAACACUUUGUCAGAUUCAUUAGAAUGAGCAAAAGUGGUUAAAAAAAAUAAUAAACCAACUGUUCCCUUUUCACUUCUGAAAGUAUGGUGAUGCAUUGAAGAGGGAGGAGUAUUUAAGAUUUCUCUCCUAAUGGGGUAACGUUUAGAAGAAACCAUGUUAGCACCGAGAUGAAUGCUUAGAAAUUCAGGGAUAUUGGGUCUUUACCCUUAUGAAUUUGAGCUGCUUACUUAAUUGAUGUAAUUUGCCACACAUUAGUAGCAUAUUCAUAGGAUUUUGUUCUGUUACCCAUUACAAAUUUCACAAACAGCUAGUUGCAUGGUUAAUAGAUUAUUGUGCCUCUUCUGCAAAACUGAGUAUAAUUCUGAUACUUCUGUGAAUGUAAGUGGUACUUUUAUUUCUAAUUCCAAAUACUAGCUUAUGUAUAUAGCCAGUAAAUCCAGUUGUGUAAUUUUAAAACUGCCAUCAGUUGAAAGCAUGCAAAACUAUGUUUUUUUUUUUAGCUACAGCUUCUGAUUUCCUUUAGUUCUCCUUUUAACUCAUCUCAGAUGUAGCUGAGUCUUGAUGAUUCCAAAAUAAAGGCACAUAGAAUUUUGAGAUUAGUAUUAAUUUCCCCUUUGCUAAUUACUUUCUGUCCCCCUUUCACUAAAUUUGUCCAGAAGUGUCAAGAAUUCUAGCAUUCUUUGUAUAAACAACACUAAAAGCAGACUCAGCCAUUAAUAUUCUGUCCUAGACAGUUUUUAGUACAUGGGAUCAUAUAAAUGUUAAAAUUUUCCUACGAGAAUCUUUCAAAUUCUUUUCAUAAUCUAUAGCCUCAAAAUAUUACUUAUUAUGGAUUCACUUGGCAAAAGAAACAGUUUCCCUUAUUGUCUUUAA